GUGAGUGAUGUUGGAUAGUGCCGGACACAUAGACGUUUUGAGUGAGGAAAGACAUAUACUGAAACCUCACAGGUGAUUUUCAUUUGAGAUUGCCGGACACAUAGACGUGUAGAGUGAAUAUAGCUGCAUACUGAAACCUCACAGAUGGAUUGCUUUUAUGCCAGACACAUAGACGCGCUGCGUGGGGAUAGCUACAUACUGAAACCUCACGAGGGAAAGCACAAGCUGAGAGUCGGGUCGUGGAACGUGUGCGGGUUCGCAAGGAGUGAGCGCAAGCGGUUGGAAAUAGUGGACCAAGUAGAACAAAGCGAUCUAGAUGUAGUGGGGAUCCAAGAGACGUGGGAAUUGAAGGAUGGGGACGUGGUAAGCAAACUAAGGAAAUACCGGUGGGUAGGGGAGGCAAGAAAGGACUUAGACCCGAAGAAAAGGGGGGAGGGGGGAGUCGGAUUCCUGGUCAAGGAACACUUGUUUGACGUGGUGGAAGUAGUGGUGAAAACGGAGUUCGAGGAAAGCCUAUGGCUUGUGAUACCUGGGGAGCGGGGUGAGAAAGACUUGUUUCUAGGGAACGUAUACGUCCCACCGUCGUCGAAGAAAGUCGCAAGCAAGGCGCAGGAGAACUUUGGACAAAUUGGGGAAGAUGUCCAGAGGUUCAGUAGGAAGGGAGAAGUUGUUGUCAUGGUGGGCGAUUUCAACUCCAGAGUAGGGAAAGCUUUCGGUAGAGGACAGGCGAUCGGGCAGCACGGAGAAGAAAAAGUGAAUGACAAC
This is a messenger RNA of Ectocarpus sp. CCAP 1310/34, 765 nucleotides long. The record is from the annotation of a GenBank genome assembly. NCBI's taxonomy places the organism in Eukaryota, Phaeophyceae, Ectocarpales, Ectocarpaceae.